Molecule: messenger RNA, 1423 nt
Organism: Mauremys mutica (yellowpond turtle)
Lineage: Eukaryota; Metazoa; Chordata; Testudines; Geoemydidae
Product: interleukin-17F-like
Exons: 6
Coding region: 334-861 (175 amino acids)
Biological process (GO): inflammatory response
Cellular component (GO): extracellular region
Molecular function (GO): cytokine activity
Source: RefSeq, a predicted model, not a curated record
GGGAGGGCAACCGCCCUGAGGCUGCUACUCUCCCUCCUGUACAGCUGGGCAGGCAAUAGGUGGAAGCCAGAUGGAGAGAGAAGCCAAGCAGGUACCACAUCUCCUGACAAUAUAUCUGGAAUAAUCCAUCUAAAAUCACAGAAAUUGAGCCCAGCUGCCUGGGUAGUGAAAUCAGAUUUCUGUUCUUGAUGGUUGACUGGGAAGUGGCCUGUGGGUGGAAGAUCCAUCGUCCAGGGAAGAGGGUGAAGUUCUCCCAUCACCUCGGAGAACUGAAUUAUACCUGCGUUUCAAUGCAGAGAAGGUGUAUUGGUGCAUGCAGGCAGUGCAUUUGGCAUGCACCUCAUCUGCACUGGGGCCAAGGCAUCUGAACAAGAGUUCCCUUCACUGCUGUUAAUGCUGAUCCUGGUGCUCCAGGCUAAGAAUUCAGCCCACGGAAAGGCAGUGCAGCCUGGAUUCAACAUAGAGAGAGGCACCGAUGAGAAAAAGAGUGAUGACUGCCCGCCCCGAAAGGAUUUCAAAUUCCCUCUAAGUGUGCAAGUUGACAUAAGCAUCAGCAGCACAAAGCAUGCUAUCAAAGUGGGCCAUGAUGUCAGUAACCGGUCUAUGUCUCCCUGGGAUUACAGCAUUAACGAAGAUCCCAACCGGUUCCCCCAAGUGAUCGCUCAGGCCAAGUGCCGCCAUUACAGCUGUGUGGACUCCACCGGACAGGAGGACUACAGCAUGAAUUCCAUCCCCAUCCAACACGAGAUCCUUGUUCUCCAACGGGAGCAGAGAGGCUGCCAGCACGCUUACCGGCUGGAGAAACAGCUGGUCACCGUGGGCUGCACCUGUGCCAGGCCCAUCAUCCACUACCUGCAGUAAGAGAAGCCAGAAGAUCAGAAGAAGGAAACCACAUGGAGAACCAGCCAUGGGCCUCAGAUUUAACAAAUGGCCUGAUCCAACUCCCACUGAAAAGAGUUGGAGUCUUCCCACUGAUUUCACUGGAAUUGGGCCAGGCCAUAAUCAAUAGCCAGUUUCAAAGACAGCUGGCCAAAAAAGAGGGGAGAAAUACACAAUUUUUUAAAAAAAUUUCCCCCAGAUUUUGAAAUUCUGAAACCAGAUCCGUAAGUGCAAGAUAAAAGGGUGAAAACUUUCAUAAUUUGAUAUCAACCUUUUCCCCCAAUUGUUUGUUGUUUUUUAUUUCAAAAUUCAAACCAUUUUGACCAGCUCUAGAGUCAAUCAAAGCCUUGGGGAAAUCAACCUUAAUCGGACUCUAAAAUCCAGAGGCUUUUUUAAGUGCUCAUAAAAGUAAAUUAUUAUAUUUGUAACAGCACAAGACUUUAAAAAAAGCAAAAAUGUAGUUUUCUUUCUUUUUCUGCAAAUGGAUAUGGAACAUAAAACCAAAUUUGCAGUAAUUUAACUAUCUAUGUAAAUCCCCAGGAAA